Messenger RNA from Pneumocystis jirovecii RU7, 1503 nucleotides. RefSeq lists its product as uncharacterized. Gene Ontology annotation, cellular component: endoplasmic reticulum. Gene Ontology annotation, molecular function: misfolded protein binding; protein-folding chaperone binding. The record is from RefSeq and is a predicted model, not a curated record. Bases 1 to 1503 code for a protein of 500 amino acids. Gene Ontology annotation, biological process: protein folding in endoplasmic reticulum. NCBI's taxonomy places the organism in Eukaryota, Fungi, Ascomycota, Pneumocystomycetes, Pneumocystales, Pneumocystaceae. The transcript has 6 exons.
AUGCGGUGGAAUUUUUUCUUUUUAUUGGCUUCAGGAAACUUUGUGUUAAGCGAUAAUUUUUCUGGACAAACAACUCAGUCACUUCUUGAUUCUGCAUCAAGAUUUUUUGAAAGAGGAAAACUGUCAGAAGCUGUUGAUCUUUAUACUGUUGCUAUAUCUCGAGAUCCAUCUAAUUAUUUAACAUUUUUCAAAAGAGCGACCGCAUUAAUGUCACUAGGCAGGAAUCAUUUAGCGAUAGAUGACUUUACUAAAGUUCUUGAUCUUAAGCCGGAAUUUUCUGGUGCAUUGCUUCAAAGAGGAAAACUUAGAGCUAGACUUGGAGAUUGGGAAAAUGCAAUCGAGGAUUUAAAAAAAGUAAAUGAUUAUCAGUAUUUGAAGGAGGUUAUGGACGCACAAAAGCAUGCAAUGAUGGCUACUGUGUCGUUUAAUAAAGGUAAUAUAGAAGACUGUUUGGAACACUUGAAAGUCGCUAUUUCUGUGGCAUCAUUAGUACCGAAGUUAAGGUUGUUGCGUGCAGAUUCACAUAUAAUUCUUGGAAAUGUAGAAAAUGCUAUUAAGGAUUUGAUACAUGCAACUACUUUGGAUCCUUCUUCUACAGAGGUUUAUGUUACUCUUUCUGAGCUUCUUUAUUAUUCAAAAUAUGAACCAGAACAAGCUAUUGCACAAGUUAAGCGAUGUUUACAUUUUGAUCCAGAACAGAAAAAGUGUAAACAGAUUUUUCGUUCAAUUAAAAAAUUUGAAAAGGAUAUUUCGAAUGUUAAGAAAUUAAGGGAUGGAGGAAAAUGGGGAGGGAUGGUUAUAAUUUUGGUUAAUAGCUCAAGUGGGAGUGGUAUUUUGGAUUCCGUAGAGAAGAAAAUUAAGGAACUUGAGAAAAAAAAUUUGAUUAGGUCAAAUAGUCCAAAAACGCUUUUAUCUGAAUUGAGAGAAAUGGCGUGUAAGGCAUACUCUGAGAUGGAAAGAUAUUCCAGUUCUGAAAAAUAUUGUGCAUUGGCGUUAGAUCUUAAUCCUAGGUCUAUUCCUGCUCUUCUCGAUAAGGCUAAUAUGUUGAUGAGGAAUGAGUUGUAUGAAGAAGCUUUAUCAAUAUUAACAAAAGCAAAUGAGUAUUCACAAGGUCAGGACAAUGUAGUAAAGGAAAAACAUUAUUUGUGUCAAAAGCUUUUGCGCCAGUCAAAGAAGAAGAAUUAUUAUAAGGUUCUUGAUGUUAAAAGAGAUGCAACAUCGAGAGAAAUAAAGGCUGCAUAUAGAAAAUUGGCAAAACAAUAUCAUCCAGAUAAAUAUAGAGGUAGUAUGUCUAAAGAAGAAGUCCUUAGAAAGAUGGAAAAUAUUAAUGAAGCAUGGAAUGUUUUAUCUAAUCCUGAUCUACGUCAACGGUAUGAUAAUGGAGAUGAUCCUAAUGAUACUGGAUCAGACAAUUCUUACCAAGGUUCUCCGUAUUUUUUCUUUCGAAAUGACGGUUACGACUUUUAUCACGAUAUGUUUUCUGAUAGUUUCUUUUCUAACUAA